ACCCUGAACUUUCACUCUACAUUCACCUCUCAAUUCACCACUAAGACUCUCAAUCACCGUCAUCAUGCCUAUCUCAAAGAAGGAUCGCCGAAACAAGGAGCACAAGAAGGCCGACGCUGCCGGUACUCGCGCUCCCGUCAAGGCCAACGGUCUCCCCGUCAAGGCUCCCAAGCCCACCUCCAUCUGCCAAAACUGUCGCAAGGAGAUUGUCAACACCAACAAGCUCCAGCUCGAGGUCCACGCGUCAACACACGACGCUAAGCUUUGGCCCAAGGAGAAGUGCUGGCCCAACGACUUCCAAUAGAUCACAAAUGAAAUCUUGGUUAUUAGGGUGGAGAACAUCAAAGGCGUUGCGGCAUAAUAGCGCAUGACUGGUUGAUUUUGAGGGGUUGCGCGGUUCUGAGUCGUGAUAACGAUUCAUGAAGAAAGAUAGACUGACAAAAAAGAUGAAUGAACAAUCCAGGCGUUUCUUUGAUAUUUAAA
This is a messenger RNA of Fusarium oxysporum Fo47, 483 nucleotides long. RefSeq lists its product as uncharacterized. NCBI's taxonomy places the organism in Eukaryota, Fungi, Ascomycota, Sordariomycetes, Hypocreales, Nectriaceae. The record is from RefSeq and is a predicted model, not a curated record. The transcript has 3 exons. Bases 65 to 304 code for a protein of 79 amino acids.